GCUCCAGGGCGUUCAAGGCAAUACUGAUUCAGUUCUCAGUUCUCAGCCGGACGGCUAAGGAAUCGUCUCUCCAAACAAGUAAAAUAAAAUACAAUUAUAUUCGAAUCGAAAGCCGGAACUUUUCGGGAAUGGCGCGCAGCGGACUCGGGCUGCCCAUGUGGAUGCCGCUCUUCAUCCUCUUCCUCCUGUUCAUGGCUAGCGUGUGGGGUAAGCCACAGCUGAUGGUCAACCGCCAGGGUCUGCUGGACAUGUACCACCAGCAGGUGCACGGAAGGGGCGACCUCGUCUGCUCGAAGGAUGGCCCCAAGUCGCACUACAAGGAGAAGCGCGCUGAUCGAACACUGAACCCCUUCAAGGCCUUCCUGACCUGGCCCGGAAAUAGACAACUGCCCCAUGAGCAUCUGGGCAAGUACGAGGGAAUUGAGGGGCAGCUGACCUACGCCGGCGAGAACUCGCCGAGGAGCCGCAUGCGGGAGCGCAAGCUGCAGGAGGAGAUGCAGCCGAUGGUGGAGCGGAAGCUGGAGGCGCUAAUGAAGCGCCAGGACAUGGCGCUAAUGAAGCGCCAGGACAUGGCGCUGGACCAGGGCUUACAGCGACCCAGGAAUCAAGCACGCCACGCCGGAAUGCUACGGAAACUGAAGGGACCUCACAGAAGACGGCUGGUUAAUAGUCCAGUGAUGGAUUUCAGGCGCGAGUUCGCCAGCGACGAGGCCAACCCCUACGUCGAGAACCUGCGACAGCGCUUCAAUCCCUCUCCAUACGACUAGACCACCAAGGAGCAAGGAUCAAUUGUUUAAUUGUAUAUUUUCUAGGAUCUGGGGAAAUUCAAAAUAAAGAUGGGCUCGAGGGCCUUCUGCCCCGGGCUAGUAGCUUUCGUUUGACUUUAA
Messenger RNA from Drosophila ananassae, 887 nucleotides. RefSeq lists its product as uncharacterized. Bases 129 to 767 code for a protein of 212 amino acids. The transcript has 4 exons. Lineage: Eukaryota; Metazoa; Arthropoda; Insecta; Diptera; Drosophilidae. The record is from RefSeq and is a predicted model, not a curated record.